This is a messenger RNA of Scylla paramamosain (green mud crab), 633 nucleotides long. Its product is annotated as tigger transposable element-derived protein 1-like. Gene Ontology annotation, molecular function: nucleic acid binding. Bases 1 to 633 code for a protein of 210 amino acids. The transcript is spliced from 3 exons. NCBI's taxonomy places the organism in Eukaryota, Metazoa, Arthropoda, Malacostraca, Decapoda, Portunidae. The record is from RefSeq and is a predicted model, not a curated record.
AUGCUACAAGAGAAAGGGCGUGAUAUAGCUAAGAAGAUGGGCGAGGAAGGGGCAUGCCAGUCUCUGAUGGCUGGCUCCACAGGUUCAAGUGUUAUUCAACCCAUGGAUAAGGGAGUCAUUCAGAAUUUUAAGAUGAACUAUCGUAAGAGUUUCCUUCGCAAACUUGUUAAUUAUGAGGACGGCACAAUCCCCGAGUUCCAAAAACAGUUUAAUGUUAAGGAUGCGAUAUUCAUGGCUUUACUUGCUUGGCUAGACGUUAAAAGGCAAACACUGAUGCGAUGUUGGCGCAAAUUGUACCCUUUGAUGAUGUGUGAUGAUGAGGAUGAUGAGGAGUUUGAAGGGUUUGUAGGUGGCAUGAAAAAUUUGGUGGUGAGCGAGCUGAGGGAAAUGGGGGGAAAUGUGCAACUUAAAGUGACAGAUGAAGCGUUACAGGAAUGGGUGGACGUGGACAAAAAUCAGGCCGUAACAUUCACUCUCACAGACGAGGAACUUAUCAACGAUGUAGUAGAAGAUCAUUUAGAGAAAAUUAGUGAUGAUAGUGAUGAUGAUGAUGAUGAUAAUGAGCCUAAAGUAACUUGGGAACAGGCUGCGAAAUACAUAGCUGGCUUUGUCAGUAUUCACGUGAUCCGGUGA